Messenger RNA from Fusarium graminearum PH-1, 728 nucleotides. Its product is annotated as transcription initiation factor TFIID subunit 10. Gene Ontology annotation, biological process: transcription initiation at RNA polymerase II promoter. Lineage: Eukaryota; Fungi; Ascomycota; Sordariomycetes; Hypocreales; Nectriaceae. The transcript is spliced from 2 exons. Gene Ontology annotation, cellular component: SAGA complex; transcription factor TFIID complex; nucleus. The record is from RefSeq and is a predicted model, not a curated record. Bases 16 to 588 code for a protein of 190 amino acids. Gene Ontology annotation, molecular function: RNA polymerase II general transcription initiation factor activity; promoter-specific chromatin binding.
AUCAAAACCGUCAAUAUGGCUAGUGAUGCGCCCGAAAAGACUGCAGAGCAGACCCCUCCUGCGCCAGAGGUUCCUUCUGAGGAAGCGCCUCCAGCACCGACAGUCCCCGAAUCGCGAUUGCCGACCCGCAAGGAUGUCUCCCUACGAGAGUUCUUGAACAAGAUGGACGACUAUGCACCUAUUAUCCCUGAUGCAGUCACCAAUUACUACAUGACCAAAGCUGGUCUUCCACCACCUCCACAGACUGAUCCUCGUCUCGCGCGACUGCUCGCCCUCGCGACGCAGAAGUUCAUCGCAGACAUCGCCGCAGACGCCUACCAGUACAGCCGGAUCCGCGCAUCGUCAAACACCAAUAAUCCUAUGGGCUCUCUUGGUGCGGCUGCUGGAUUCCCCAUUCCUGGACAACCAACGGGUCAGCCUGGAAGUAAGGACCAGACCAAAGGCGCGCCCCUUGGUAUCCAGCGACCGGGUUACGGCGGUGGUGGCCAGGGUGGCAGCCAGAACAGAACCGUCCUUACGAUGGAGGAUCUGGGUAUGGCUGUCGGAGAGUACGGCGUUAACGUCAAGCGAAGCGAGUUCUAUCGCUAGGUUAUGUUUCUUAACUACGUGGGUGCUUGAUUGCAAGGCGUUACGGUAUGGCGUUCACGGAAGGACCUGGGUCCAUAAAUGAUAUCAGGAUCACCACCAGCAGAAUCAGAACUGGUUGCAAUAGAUCGCCUUUCAAUGUG